AUGGCACACAAACAUUCGCUUGAGGCGUUGAACAGGACAUUGAAAGAUAUAAUAAACAAUGACAAAUUAUUUGGCGGCAGUUCAGGUGAUUUCAGACAAACACUUCCUGUCAUUCCGCGUUCAACGUACGCUGAUGAGAUCAAUGCUUGCUUGAAAUCAUCUCCACUGUGGUAUAAUGUUGAAAAAGUUCAACUAACAGUAAAUAUGCGAGUCCAAAUGCUUCAGGAUCCAUCUGCUGAAACAUUCUCAAAACAAUUGCUAGAUAUCGGUGAUGGAAAAGUUACCAAGGAUGAGACAGGAUGCAUAAAAUUACCGGAGGAUUUCUGCACAAUCAUUGAUUCAAAAGAUGCUCUCAUUAACCUUAUAUUUCCCGAUUUACACACGCAAUACAUUAAUCAUGAGUGGCUUGCAGAAAGGGCGAUUUUAGCAGCAAAAAAUGUGGACGUCAACGAAUUGAAUCUGAAAAUACAACAGUUAUUGCCAGGUAACAUGGUGACAUACAAAUCCGUUGAUGCAGUUUGCGAUCCUAUGGAAGCUGCAUAUUUUCCAACAGAGUUUUUAAAUUCAUUGGAUUUACCAGGCAUGCCACCGCAUAAUUUAGUACUUAAAGUUGGAUCUCCUGUUAUUUUGCUUCAUAUCAAAGCUUCAUUCCCUAAAUCUUCAUUAGAAUUCUGUCUAGAGACGUGUCUUUUUUUAUCUCUUGAAGAACUUAGAGUUAAGAAAUGA
Messenger RNA from Parasteatoda tepidariorum (common house spider), 726 nucleotides. Lineage: Eukaryota; Metazoa; Arthropoda; Arachnida; Araneae; Theridiidae. The record is from RefSeq and is a predicted model, not a curated record.